This is a messenger RNA of Salvia splendens (bonfire salvia), 435 nucleotides long. RefSeq names its product pterocarpan synthase 1-like. The transcript has a single exon. NCBI's taxonomy places the organism in Eukaryota, Viridiplantae, Streptophyta, Magnoliopsida, Lamiales, Lamiaceae. The record is from RefSeq and is a predicted model, not a curated record. The coding region runs from base 1 to 435 and encodes 144 amino acids.
AUGACGGUCUACUACCAUGCAUAUACUGCCGGCUCGAAUGCCACUGUGAUCACGAUACCAAGACCCACGACCAGGCACGCAGACGCGAUGGAGUUUGGAACCGUGUUCUGCACAGACGAUCUAAUAACUGAAGGAGUUGAGGAAGACUCAACCCUGAUUGCAAGGGCACGAGGUAUAUACGUCGUAUCGUCCCAAGACGGGUCCCACGCGCACAUGCUAGUAUCAAUUGUGUUUAUCAAUGGAAAGUAUAAAGGUAGCACGUUGGAAAUACAAGGUUCUUACGAACAUUUUAAGCCAGGGACGGAGACUGCUGUUGUUGGCGGCACCGGAAUAUUCCGUCUAGCCCGCGGCUAUGCUACUUUCGAGACUCCUUACACUGAUAUAAUGCGUGGAUAUGCAUUCACCAUAUCUAAUAUGUCUAUUCUGCAUUAUUAA